This is a messenger RNA of Oncorhynchus keta (chum salmon), 4438 nucleotides long. It is a transcript of the gene uacab, whose product is annotated as uveal autoantigen with coiled-coil domains and ankyrin repeats b. Lineage: Eukaryota; Metazoa; Chordata; Actinopteri; Salmoniformes; Salmonidae. The coding region runs from base 162 to 4385 and encodes 1407 amino acids. Gene Ontology annotation, molecular function: actin binding. The record is from RefSeq and is a predicted model, not a curated record. The transcript has 19 exons.
AAUUUAGCAACUCUAGUUGGUUUUGCGUCAGGUGAAAGUCGUACGGUACUCAGCGGAGAAAAAGUUGUUUCGUUUAGAAAUGAAACGUUUGUCAACAUCCUAAAUUAUACAUGUUGAAUAAUAAGAUUUACAACUUCAACAUCACCAGGUAAACAGCAGAAAUGAAGAGUCUCAAGUACCGACUGAAAAAGCAUGAAGUUUCGCUCACAAACACAGACUGGAACAAGUAUGACGACCGGCUGAUGAAGGCGGUGGAACGGGGCGAGGUGGACAAGGUGGCGGCCGUGCUCAGCAAGAAGGGCAUCAUCCCCACUAAGCUGGACAUGGAGGGACGAUCCGCGUUCCACCUCUCUGCAACCAGGGGCCACCUGGACUGUCUCAAUCUCAUCCUGGGCCACAGCGUUGACCUCACGGCCACCGAUGCCACCGGUAAAAACGCCCUUCAUCUAGCUUCCAGAAAUGGCCAGUCGCUUUGUGUGCAGAAGCUAUUGCAGCACAACUGUCCUGUGGGGAAUGUGGACUUGCAGGGGAGGACCGCUCUACAUGACGCUGUGAUGGCAGGCUGCUCCUCGAGCGUCAAACUACUGUGUGACAGCGGGGCCUCUGUAAACGCAAGUGAUUUUGAUGGGCGGACUCCUCUGGUGCUGGCUACCCAGAUGUGCCAUCCACACAUCUGCCAGCUGCUGUUGGAGCGAGGGGCCGACAUCGCCAUCCGUGACAAACAGAACAAGACCGCUCUGACCCUGGGCUGUGAGUAUGGCUGUAAGGACGCGGUGGAGGUCCUUCUGAAGAGCGGCGCCGACGUGACGGCCGUGGACAGCUUUGGCCACGACUGUUUCCACUACGCCCGCCUCAGCAAGAACCAGGAGCUGGUCGGCCUUUUCAAGACCUACCUCGACAACGUCACCAAAGGUCCGAGCACGGCUGUGUCCCAAUUUGACCUAUCAAAAGAAGCUGCCAAGAUGGAGCAGAAAAAGCGACAGCACUCAGUGGAGAUGACUGAACAGGCCGAAGCCAACGUGAGGGACCUGGAGAGACAGAACGAGAGCCAGCAGGAGACUCUGAGGAAGUUUCACCUGGAGCAGAGGGCUCUGAUGGACAAGGUCAAACUACUGCAGCAGCAGCUCAGCCAGGAAAAACAUACAGUGGAAUGCAUCCAUAAAGAGAGGGAACAGCUGAAGCUCUUACUGAGUGCCAAAGACAGGGAGGAGGGGGCUCGGGCCCCAGAGACUGUCAAGGUUCAGCUCAGGAGCCACAUGGGGGACUACUCUGGCCAGUCUGUUAUCAAAGGAAAAGACAAUGUCCUCGUCAAACAAUCUCACAGCCUGGAUUCAGCGCAGGUGCUGCAGUCGUCCGGUCUUUCACACUCACUGUCCCGUCCCCUGGAGCUUGCGGGACGUCCUGGCGUGGGCUGGGACCCAGUCGAGGAGGUGGAGGCCCUGCGGCGCGAGCUGGAGACGGUGAGGAGGCGGCAGCAGACUGCAGAGGAAGAGGCUCUUCGCCUGCAGGCGGCACUGGCCCGCAAAAGCCAGGAAUGCCAAGAGCUGGUCCAGAGCCGGGAGACCAUCCAACGGCAGGCAGACCGGCAGGUCCAGGAGCUGGAGGAGGCACUGGGGGACGUCCAGAAGAGGAUGCUGGACUCUGAAGCCAAGGUCAAGCAGCUCCAGGCCCACGUGGUGGCGGUCAAGGAGCACCUAGGAGGCCAGGCGGCCGACGAGCUCCGUGCCCAGCUCCACGAUGUCAAGGCCAAGUACGAGGGCGCCUCGGCCGAGGUGGGGCGUGUGCGUAACCACCUGAAGCAGAGUGAGAAGGCCCUGGAGGAGUACAAGAGCAGCGAGGGCCAGCUGGCGGUGGAGGCAGAGCGGCUGGGCCUGGAACUGACCGCCUUACGGGAGGAGCGGGAUGAGCUGGCAGAGGCUGUGCUGGACAUGGAGGCCCUCAUUAAGGAGACCCGGGCACGGCAGGGAGAGAAGGUUGUGCCGGCAGAGAAGUUCGACAACAUGAAGAACCUGCUGAGCAAUGCGGUGGAUGAGAAGGAGCGUCAGCUGGCAGAGCUGCGGGAGGACUAUGACCGUGUGCUGGAGGAGGUGGCUGAGCUACACAGGGAAAUGGACAGCCAGCAAACCCAGGCCGGGACAGGGUCGGUCCCCCUGCAGGAGCAUGAGAGGAUGAGGACGACCCUGGAGGAACAGAGUUCCUCCAUGAAGAGGAGGCUGGCGGACAUAACUGCCAAGAGCCAGGCACUGAUCCGCCAGGUAGAGGAGAGCGAGGAGGAGCGGGAGAUGCUCCAGGAGCAGCUGGAGGAGCUCAACAGCAGGGUGGAGGCCAACUUCAUCCCCCUCAAGGCCCAUGAAGAGGCCAAGAGCGCCCUGGAGAGAACUGUGGAGGAGCUGGAGGAGAGGCUGGUGGAGGCCGCGGAAAGGAACGGCCAGGCCGAGGUGCAGAUCCAGAGGCUACAAACGGAGAGGGUCACCCUGUGUGAGAGCGUCACCAGCCUACAGAGCGCUUCCGUGCCCUCUGAGAAGUUCCGGAGCGAAGUGGGUGCCCUGAAUGCUCGCAACGCUGAACUGGUGAAGGAACUGGAAGUGCUCCAGAAGAGGUUUGAAGAGAGAGAGAAGGUGCUGGCCCAGGUCACUGCCAAGAACCAGUCUCUGAAACAGAGCCUAAAUGGAGAGUACGUGUCCAGAGAGAAACAUGAGCAAGUGAAUUCGGAGCUGAGUGCUGCUUUGGAGAAGGCCAAGGCUGAGCUCUCCAAAGUGGAGAAGGAGAGCAAAGAAAGUGAGGAAGUGUUGCAGAAGGUGAAAGAGGGUAGUGCAGAGUUGAAAGAGAAGUUAGAGAAUGUUCAGGUGAUGAUUGAAAAUGACUAUGUGUGCCUUAUAGACCAUGAAGCUGUAAGGGUUAAGUUGAGCAAUGCUGUUGUUGAGGCGGAGCAUCGUGCCAAAGAGGCGUUGGCAAGCUACCAGUCUGCCCAAGAUGGGACAGUAAAGCUUCACCAAGAAAUGGAGGCGCAGAAGAAAGAACUAGACACCAUCCAGGAAGCUAUCCAGGCCAAGUUUGUUCCGUUGACUGCCAUAGAGGAGAGGGAGAACUCCUACAACACCAAGCUGAAAGACUUGACAGGAAAGCUCUCGGAGAUGCAAGAGAAGUACAACCAGGAGAAGUUGGAGGGGGAACGUCACAAGCAGGAGAAAGAGAAACUGAAAGUGCAGAUGGAGUCUGUGCAGCAGAGAAUGGAGACAGGCUUUGUCGCCAGUGAAAAGCACAAGGAGGUGGAGGAUGAGUACAGGGGUAAAAUGGAGGAGCUGACGCUGAGGUUGGUGGACCUGGAACAGCAGUACAAAGACGUGACUGUGCAGAGGGCCGAGCUGGAGGAGCAGAACGCCCUGUGUAACACUGACAUCCAGAGCCUGCAGCAGCGCCUGGAAUCCGAGUCGGCCCGUCUGGAACACUAUGAGGCCGAGCACCGAGCCCUGAGGGGCACCAUCCACCAAGCCCAGGACGAGUGCCAGAAAGCCAGGGAGGCCCAGCGUGGGGAGGCCCAGAGAGCCUGCGACUUGGAGAAGGAGCUCCAGGGAUGCUCCGGGGACCAGGCCGUCCUCCUGCAGCAGCAUGCUCAGGCCAAGGAGGCCCUGGAGGGGCAGGUGGCCCAGCUACUCGCUUCCCUUCGCCAGGAGCAGGAGACCAGCGCCCAGAGGGCCCAGAACGUGGCAGCCCUGCAGUCAGAGCUGCUCCGGGCCACCCAGGCCCUGGACAAACUCGGAGGAAGAGAGGACCAGUUGAGCCAGCUGAAGGCCGAGAAGCAGCGUCUGCAGGAAGAGACGGCGGCGUUGGGGGAGAGGCUAUCUGGGCUGGCGGAGCAGUGCGAGGUGCUCCACCAUGAGGUGGCCCAGGCCAGGGAGGAUGAGGGCAGGGCCAGAGAGGACAAGUCCAGGGCCAGGGUAGAAACUGAGGCCCUGCAGGAGAAGAGCAACACCAUGGAUAAGGAGAUCCGGGAGCUGAAGGAGAGGUAUGAGGAGUCGCUCAGCACCAUCGGGGAGUUUCAGAGGAGGAUCCAGAUGUCGGCGGAACAGACAGAGGUCAAAGACAAAAAGAUCAGCGAGCUGCUGACGGACGUGGAGAGACUGAAACAGGCCCUCAAUGGUCUGUCCCAGCUGGCGUACGCUGGCAACGCUGCACCCAAUAAGAGACAGACGCAGCACAUAGACACACUCCAGGCCCAGAUCAAGAGCCUGCAGCAGCAGCUGGCUGAUGCUGAGAGUCAACACAGAGAGGUGGUUUCAAUUUAUAGAACUCAUCUCCUCAGUGCAGCACAGGGCCACAUGGAUGAGGACGUCCAAGCCGCCCUGCUGCAGAUCAUCCGCAUGAGACAGGAGUUUGUCUGCUAAAAGUCCAUUCAGCAACAACAAAACACAACCCGUUGACUCAAAUCCACCGUUCA